Messenger RNA from Paramecium tetraurelia, 525 nucleotides. RefSeq lists its product as uncharacterized. The transcript has a single exon. The record is from RefSeq and is a predicted model, not a curated record. NCBI's taxonomy places the organism in Eukaryota, Ciliophora, Oligohymenophorea, Peniculida, Parameciidae.
AUGAACACUACUAUCCGUAAAUUGUAUACUUUCAAAAAGAAAUAGAAGAGCUUCGACAAAACCUUUGGUGCCAAAUAUGUCCAAGAUUUACUCAACAAUAUAGUUGUCCAGAAAAUAGACUUUUCAGCAACCCCGGAAAUCUGCAAAACCGAAGAAGAUCUUGAUCUGGAUGAUCUUAUAAUACAUGACAUCUCAAAAACGGAAGGCCCUGAAGAAGAUCUCCUUCCCAUAGAUGAUUUAUCACAAAAAUUGAAUGAUCUUGUAAGUCCCAGGAAGAAAUUAGUCACCUUUGAUUCAGAUAACUAUAGACUCAUUUAUAGAUUAAAGAAAUCUAAAUCCAAACUCAUUGUUGUACCUUGCAAAGUCUCAAAACGCACCUUCAAAAUGACUGAUCAAGACCUCCAAUUUCAAUAGUUAUUUGACCAAUCCAAUUUCCAAUUUUAACCUCCAAAUGAAUUGGAUUUCUUGAUCCCCUUUAAUGACUUUUACUAAAAAAUAAAUGAAAUCGUCCUCAAUCAACUGUGA